This is a messenger RNA of Lactuca saligna, 1372 nucleotides long. NCBI's taxonomy places the organism in Eukaryota, Viridiplantae, Streptophyta, Magnoliopsida, Asterales, Asteraceae. The record is from the annotation of a GenBank genome assembly.
AUGUUGUUUGGGAAGCUAUAUGUCAAGCACAUGUAUCAGUUGUUUGAGUUUCUAUUCACACCAUUUGAUGAUGCUAGUAACCCUAUAAUAACUCAGGCAGCUUUCCUUGCAACAUUAACGGAAGUUGAGAUUGCAGAAGCAGUUGCUUCUGCAGUUGUAAAGGCUUUGAUCGAAGUCAACUAUGAAACUAGUAAAGAAAUUCUUGAAUCGUCUACUUAUGAUGCAAAAGAUCAAGGAUGUCUUUCUUGCAGCUUCAACAAUAAACAUGAGAAAAAUGCCAGGAGAUUUGGGAUAGACAAGUUCAAAACUUGUCUGCUGUUGAUGGUGAAGAAAACGAAAGCUACAUUGAAGCACAUAGUGACCUUGAUUCAUUUGCAGAAGCUUAAGAUUGGGAAGGCUGGUAUCACAGAGGGGAUCAUUAAUGGAAUCCAUGAGAGGUGUGGACAUUGUAAAAAGCUUGCACCUGAAGGGAAGAAGGCUACAAAGAAUUUACAAGGAAAGGUGAAGCUUGCACAUGUGAACUAUGAUGACAAAAAGGUACAGGGGUUCCCAACUAUAUUAGUAUUUGGUGCAGAUAAAGAGAGUCCAAUCACAUAUGAAGGAGCAAGAACUGCAUCUGCAAUUGAAUCAUUUGCCCUUGUUCAGCUAGAAACAAAUGUUGCUCCUUCUGAAGUGACCGAGUUAACUAGCUCAGAUGUGAUGGAAGAGAAAUGUGGUUCAGCUGCCAUCUGUUUUGUUUCCUUCCUCCUUGAUAUUUUGAACUCUAAGGCUGAGGGAAGGAAUAAGUAUAUAGAGAUACAUCUAUCAGUUGCUGAAAAGUUCAAAAGGAGUCCUUACAGGUUUAAUUGGUUACAUGGCCAAUGGCGGAUCCUGGAAUUUUUUAUGUUGGGGCCAUUUAUAUGAUAAGCUCGAGCUAAAUGGUCAAAAUAUCUAGUCUGGUCUUGUGGUUUUUUGGUUUUUUUACCCUUUAUUUGGCUCGGAUUAUGGUUUUUAAGAUUUAUUGAAGGAAUGGCUCCGGUUUUCUCCAAAGCUGCAUGGCAUUGUGGAAGGAUCCCCAAGGGUGUGCACUUGUGAGCUGGUACGGGGGCGUUUUGGUCAUUGAAAAAGGAGUCAAACGUGGAGAUAUUCUCAGUUCUGGCAUAUGCGUUCUAUAUGGAGGAUUCUAAGUAUAAAAAAAAUCACCAUUGUUUCUCAGUUUAACUAGGUGUUUGGUUCAUUACUGUAUUAUUGGAUUCCUAUCGAGGGCUUAGGUGUUUAGGUGUUUGGUUCAUUAAUGUAUUAUUGGAUUCCAAUCGAGGGCUUAGGUGUUUGGUUCAUUAUUGUAUUAUUGGAUUCCAAUCGAGGGCUUAGGUGUUUAGGUGUUUGGUUCAUU